UUGUUGUGUGCCCCAACAUGCCUAUAUCUAUCUAUACCAGCCUGGCGCCUGUCUCUCCUUUUCAUCCUCUCAACCCCGCGCCAGGCACCUCCCUUGUCCGCGAUUCCGCGACCUCGGAACUCCCGUUAGCCCGGUACCGCCUGGCACGGAUGAUUCCCUACCUGUUUCUUUCCCGGCUUUCCCUUCAUCAUGAUCAUCCCCUUGAACAGCAACCAGGAGACAGUAGACCGACACUCUGAUUUUGGCAUCGCUAGGGCCACCACGCCGCGCCGGGAUCGCGACCUCCUGACAUAGUCACAUAGCAGUUAGAUUUGUUGUCACCUCACUGUACGCCUAUCGACUUAUACAUAGUUUGUACCCACGAUACCUGUAGUUGUCUUUUCGUUCAUUCAUCAUACCCAUAUUCGGUACCACCACGGUACACCUACGUACACUGGCCCAGCACCAGAACAUUACAGUGGCGCAGUCGGUAAAAGAACUACUCCCUUGAAAAAGAACUCUCCCAACCAUUCUGGCAGUCGUCUGGCAGUCGAAAAGAGGAUGAGAAGACGGACAUCCGAGCACUUCGCCUAUUUUCUGGACAUACUUCCAUCAGGACUGCAUCGUCGCGAAGUUUAUCGAAACUAAACAUUUUCUGGAUACACUACGGCCAAGACCACACCGCCCAAAGUUCAACGUUUCAAAGCUCAUCGAAAUUUUGUGCAACAUGUGUAAUUUAGAAAACCCAUCGCAUUUUCUAAGUGUUAUUCUUCCCUCGUUUUCCGGUGGUGACAGACACAAUUAUGGCGAAUUCGUUGAAUCAUGUGAAACUAUCAUUUAUUUUACCAAGCCUUUGCUUCGAGAGCAAGUAGUCUCUCAAAUUUUAAUUCCAAAAUUAGCUUCAAAUCUUAGCCAUAAAUUAAACGCAAAUUCCAUCAAUUCUUGGGAAACUCUCAAGCAUGCUUUAAUUUACAACUUUCAGAGUGAUUUAAAGUCUAAGUUACGGGAAAAUUUUGGUAAGUACUGUCCGCAGUGUCAAACUACAGAACAUAAUCAUUUAAAUUGUAAAAUUUGGGUAAGUCUGAAUGUAGACACUAUCUCUGAUGCUAAACCUCCUUGUGCAUUCUCCACGGAUGAACCUCAAUAUUGUCGAAGAUUAAUAGAAAUGGUUUCUCCCAGAAUUUCAAAACUUACUGAAAACGAAUAUGAUUUCUUAAUUUGUGUAUUUAAUUUCGUCAAAAACGCCCUUUCCGAGCAAGCUGCAGUAUGCUUCUUUCUAGUCAUAAGUGAAAAGUUACCUCCAGUUAUUAAAAAUAAAAUUCCAGAAGACUCAUUUGAAAAUUUAGAAACUUUUAUGGAGACUCUGAACAAGCAGAAGCAAAAGAAAACAUCUUCAAUUUCUAACUCAAAAUUCGCAUAUCCAAAUAGGAAUGUAGGAUUUUUAUCAAGCUACAAAUAUGAUUCAAAUCUCGAUCAACUUUCAAAUUCCAUUUCCAACUGUACUUCUAUUUUUGUUCCUGAAUCAAAUUUUACAUCAAAUCCUGAUUCUUUUUCUUUCGAAACUCCAGAUCAUCGAUUAAAUCCUGAUUCAAAUUUUAAAACUACUUUUAAGUCGAUCACUUCCUCAAAUUCAAAUUUUCAUUCUAGUUUUAAGUCAAGUCGUUAUUCAAACCCUGAUUCAAAUUCUCAUACGAAUUUUGAUAGUAUUAAUUCAAAUUCUCCUUCAAACUUUGGAUCAAAUUCUGAUACAGAUAUUGAACCUAGUCUUAAGUCAAAAAAUAUUUUAAAUUCUAAUAAUUUGAGGCCUUUGAACUCGCACUCAAAUUCUCAAUCUAGUUUUAAGUCAAAUUCGCCUUCAAAUCCUCAUGAU
Molecule: messenger RNA, 1849 nt
Organism: Bemisia tabaci
Lineage: Eukaryota; Metazoa; Arthropoda; Insecta; Hemiptera; Aleyrodidae
Source: RefSeq, a predicted model, not a curated record